Anastrepha ludens (Mexican fruit fly) is the source of this 1388-nucleotide messenger RNA. RefSeq names its product syntaxin-8. Lineage: Eukaryota; Metazoa; Arthropoda; Insecta; Diptera; Tephritidae. The transcript is spliced from 5 exons. Gene Ontology annotation, cellular component: SNARE complex; endomembrane system; membrane. Gene Ontology annotation, molecular function: SNARE binding; SNAP receptor activity. The record is from RefSeq and is a predicted model, not a curated record. Bases 178 to 882 code for a protein of 234 amino acids. Gene Ontology annotation, biological process: intracellular protein transport; vesicle-mediated transport; vesicle fusion.
CAUAUGAUUAAAAACAUAGUGAUAAACAUUCAGAAGGCAGUAUUUUUAUUUUCAUAAUCAAAUUAAUCAUUAAAAAAUAACAAAAGCUUUAAUAUUUAUAUUUUAAAGUAUCACUCUAUGAACUAUAUUCGGUAGUUUUUAUAGGAUACAAAAUCAGAUUUAUAUGAAUAAUUAAAAAUGUCGCUCCUAGAAGUUGACUCAUGGUCAAGAGAAUGCGAAGCAUGUUCAACGCUUAGUGAAUCAAUUAAACUGAAAUUGGCAAAGCGCGAAAAAGGCCAAAAAAAUUCGGUACAAUACAACCGCCUUACAGCCGCAAUACAGACUGAACUAAAACAGUUCGAGGGUGAAGUAAAAGAACUUAAACAGAAGCUGCGCUUACUGGAGGAUGCCCAGUCAAUAGCUCCUGAAGAGGUUAUUCUCAGAAAGCAACAAGUGGAUGCACUUCAAACACAGCUUGCACAAGUACAUCGGAAAAUAACGCAAGACACAAAUUGGGAGCGGGCGGAACUGUUUGCUCAAUCGCCCGUCGAUACUGAUAGAGCUGGCGGCUCAACUGAAAAUGCAUUUCCAACAAACAAUGUAAGUGAUGUCAACGCUUUGAAACAGCGGCAAAUCGACAUUCUGGAGAGGCAAAAUCGAGGUUUAGAGAUUUUAUCUCAAACAAUCUCGAGACAAAAAAAUCUCGCUUCACAAUUAGGUCAAGAAGUAGGAAACCAAAAUGAUAUACUAGAUAAUUUGGCAGAUACUAUGGAAAGGGUUGAUGCGCAUGUACAUGUUGAAACAGGCAAUAUCAGCGAAGUAGAUCGAAGGGAUAGCACAUGGGGCUACUGGUUGAUAAUAAUUGUUUUGUUUGUUGCCAUUAUUAUUGUGGCAGUCGUUUAAUUUGUGAACGCAUAUUAAAGUGGAAAAUAUUUUCCAAAACGUGUGAUAAGAUAAACACCUUUUUUAUGUUUAACGUUGAAGCGAAAUCAAGAGUCAAGGGAGUCAAUUAGAAAGUAUAAGAACUACAUUUGUAAAUAACCUAAAUAAAGCGGAAAGAAGUAGCACGUUCAUAUUACCGAAAUUAAGAAUUGAAAUGUUAGAUAUGAAGUAGAUGAUAGAUGGUGAAAUAGAGAUGCAACGAUACAUUGAUACAUUUCGCUGCCAACAGGAAAAUAAAGUACGGGACCCGCUCGUUUAGUGAACUAAUUCAGACAGGGUCUGUUCAUAUAAACGAAUUGUUCAUAUAUAUAUAUAUAUAUUUUUUUUAUUAUUAGUAUUUUCAUUGCAACUAGUAUAACAUUACAUAUUUAUACUAACGAGCAAUUUUUGUGGAGUUUUGUUACAACAAAUAAUUUGAGUUAAUCCUCAGCAAAAUACAAUUCAUACUUUUAACUGAUUUUUAUUUA